Molecule: messenger RNA, 1536 nt
Organism: Folsomia candida
Lineage: Eukaryota; Metazoa; Arthropoda; Collembola; Entomobryomorpha; Isotomidae
Product: NADPH dehydrogenase
Exons: 4
Coding region: 99-1361 (420 amino acids)
Cellular component (GO): intracellular anatomical structure
Molecular function (GO): FMN binding; NADP binding; NADPH dehydrogenase activity
Source: RefSeq, a predicted model, not a curated record
ACAUUCCGAAUAAUAUCCAGCAGGAUUCUUCAAAAGUAAUUUGCACCUCAAUUAUUUAAAAGUCCAACGAUCGUUUUUACCAGAUAAUACAUAACAAAAUGGGUGAUGCAAGGUGCAUUUCAAGAAAUAGCCUGUCCCCACUUCCCCUCGGUCAUAUACAGGAGAAGACCGUGGGCGUCAAAUUGGACGGACCUUCUUCCAGUGAACCAUCUCUCUUCUCCCCAAUCACAAUUAGAGGUCUUACUUUUAAUAAUCGGAUUUUGGUUUCUCCCAUGUGCAUGUACUCGUGCCAAAACCAAGACGGAAUAUUUACUGAUUUUCAUCUCGCCCAUAUCGGCACUUUGUCACUCCGUGGUCCCGGCCUGGUCUUCAUUGAAGCCACCGCCGUCCAACCGAAUGGUCGGCUAAGCCCGCAAGACACCGGACUAUGGAAUGAAGACCAAGAACUUGCCCUAUGUCGCCUCGUCAGGUUAGCGAAGGCAUGCAACGGAGCCAGGAUUGGCAUUCAGCUGGCUCACGGGGGACGAAAAGCAGCCGCGUACCCGCCAUUCCAUCGCUUUGAAGAGACCGGGGGUCAAAUUGCGAGAGGCAUCGUGCCCAACGAGGAGGGCGGUUGGGCGGCCGAUCUCGUGGCACCGAGUGCAAUUCCGUGGAAAGAUAAUGGCGAAUAUCCUACGCCGAAUGAGUUGACCAAGGAGCAGAUUAAGGAACUCGUGGCGGCUUGGGCAUCUUCGGCGGAAAGAGCGGUCCGAGCAGGGGUGGAAGUCAUUGAGAUACAUGCCGCACACGGCUAUCUCAUUCACGAAUUUCUUUCAGGACACACUAAUCAACGUAGUGACGAGUACGGAGGAAAUUUUGAGAAUAGAAUUCGAUUCUUGCUUGAAAUUGUGUCCGCAAUUCGAACAGUUAUACCGGAAGAAAUGCCACUAUUUUGUCGUCUAUCUGGGACGGAUUAUGUUGACGGAUUGUUGUCAAAGGAUCCAACUGGAUGGGAUAUUUAUCAGGUGACCGAGUUAUGUAGAAGAUUUACACCAUUGGGGGUGGACGUGGUGGAUCUUUCUUCUGGGGGAAAUUUGCCUACGGUGUUCAAAGGUGGAAUUGGUCCAGACUUUGGAUUCCAGCUUCCACUCGCAGAAGAAGUGAAGAAGGCGAAUAUUCCAGGGUUGAAGGUUGCUGCGGUGGGGUCACUACAGAAUGCAAAAUUAUCCGAUGAGGCGGUUCGUUCAGGCAAGGCGGACUUUAUUGGGAUUGGGCGUCACUUUCUGAAGGAUCCAAACUGGGUUUACACAGCGGCAGAGGAAUUAAACGUGAAUAUUAGAUGGCCCGCGCAAUACUCGUGGAUGUGGUCGUGGGGCAAAUAGCAGUCACACGCCUUCACCUUAUCCAAUUGUGAUAAAUUCAGGACACAAUUAUUGGGUAAUAUGUAUAGGAAUUGAGAAUAAAUAAGUAUUUCAUGUACGAAUUUUUUGGAUUCUUUCUUGGGUAGAAACUUGUUACAUACAUAUUCCAAUAAAAAAUUAACCUUUUCAACAUAUA